This is a messenger RNA of Striga asiatica, 777 nucleotides long. NCBI's taxonomy places the organism in Eukaryota, Viridiplantae, Streptophyta, Magnoliopsida, Lamiales, Orobanchaceae. The record is from the annotation of a GenBank genome assembly.
AUGAAUUCUCCUAUUACAUCUUCCGAUUUCACCAUGGGCGUCCCGAGAAAACACUUCGAGUACCAGAGAUUACAUUGGCUAUCGACGACCAGCAAAAUUAUCGACCUGGUCCGGAAACUCGACUCGGACAACAUCCGACGCGUAGCCGAGGAAAUCAUGAGCCACGACGUUGUCUGGUGCCGUGGCCCUUUCUGCGAGGCCGUGAUGCUUGCCCAGUCGGUCUCCCCAGAUCUGAGCACUCUCUACGCCGCCUUGGUCGCCGCCGUCAACUCCAGAUUCCCGGACGUGGGCCUCCUGCUCGUGAAGCGCGUCGUUUUACAAUUAAGGACGACUUACAACAGCCGUAACAGGAAAAAGAUGUUGGUAGCCUCCAGAUUUCUGGCCCAGCUAGUGAACCAGGCGGUCGCGUACGAGGUCCUUGCCUUGGACGUCUUGCAGCUUCUGUUAAUCGGACCGCCCAGCCACACAACCGUGUAUGUUGCCGUGCGAUUCUGCGUGGAGUGUGGGUCGCUGUUGAUGGAUCGAGCACCGUGCAGGCUGCGUCUCAUUUUAAUGGAGUUCCGUCUGAUUCUGAGGAAGGGGUUGCUGAGCAGGCGGGCCCAGGUGUCGAUUAAGAGGCUUUUGGGGGCGGCUAAGGGGAACAGGUUCAGGAAGUACUCGGAGGGGUUGGACUUUGUUGAGGAUGGGGAAAGAGUUACUCACGAGGUGUCGUUGCUGCACGACAUUCGGGCCGAGUCGAGUCUCGACAGCUUUCAGUCGGGUCCCGGCAUUCGAUGA